This is a messenger RNA of Aureobasidium musti, 402 nucleotides long. The record is from the annotation of a GenBank genome assembly. Lineage: Eukaryota; Fungi; Ascomycota; Dothideomycetes; Dothideales; Saccotheciaceae.
AUGUCUUCCUCCGGCCUCGAUCCCAAGGGUCCUUCGCAGCCAAACUUGGAUGCUGCAUACACUACCGCUGGCAACCCCGCCACGAAAGAGCCCGCAGAACAGGCCCAAGCAAGCCAACAAGAUGACUCUGCCGCAAUGAACCAAGAACUCGACGCUCAACAGAUGGCUGCCCCAGGUGAAGGAAAGGUAGCUGAUGUAGUUGAUCGAAAGCCAGGAGCUACUGGAGCAGCACCCGACAUGGCUUCUGACUUGGACCGCAAGAAGGAAGAGCAAAAGGAGGCUAGAGAGGAGAUCAAGGCACAGAAGAAGGAGGAAGUCGACGUCGCCGGUGUCCUCGGCCAAAGAGGAGGUCCUGCCAACCCUGUCGACAAAUCCGGUUACCCGAAUUCCGAUUACAAGUAG